This is a messenger RNA of Symbiodinium natans, 2711 nucleotides long. The record is from the annotation of a GenBank genome assembly. Lineage: Eukaryota; Dinophyceae; Suessiales; Symbiodiniaceae.
AUGAGGCCCAGACCCUCUGCUGGAGUUCGGCCAAUGCGCUCCGCAACACCUGGCAGUGCGCUCCAUGCACAGCUGGCCACAACCAACGGUGCCUUAUCAGACUACGUCAAGGUCCGCACUGUGGGCCGUGGCAGCUUCGGCGAGGCCCUCCUGGUGAAGCACAGAAGCUCGGGCCAGAUGUCGGUGCUGAAGCGUGUACGCCUGGAGGGCAGCAGCGAUGCCGCCGCCGCAGCCGAGAGCGCGGCUCGGGAGGCACAGGUGCUGCAGAAGCUGCGGCACCCACACAUAGUGGAGUUCUUGGGUGCAUUUGUCGACAACUCACGGGACUCCACCGGCGGCGCUCUCUGUUUGCUGAUGGCCUUCUGUGAAGGAGGCGACCUGCAGCACAGACUGCAGAAGGUGCGUCAGGAGUGCCGUCGGCUCCCUGAGCAGCCUGCACUACGCUGGUUCGACCAGCUUUGCAGUGCGCUGGCCUACGUGCACCAGCAUCAGGUUUUGCAUCGUGAUCUCAAGCCUUCCAACAUCUUCCUCUACGGUAGAAGUGGCGGCAGCGCCCACCAUAUUUAUGAGGAGGAGUCCGUGUCCAUUGGGGACUUCGGAGUCAGCCGACCUCUGACCCACUCAAUGGAGUUGGUAACCACAAUGGUGGGAACACCCUGCUACCUGAGCCCUGAGGUGUGCAAAGGCAAGCCGUACUCGUACAAGUCCGACAUCUGGUCCUUGGGAUGUGUGCUGUUUGAGAUGAUGGCACUGCGCCCACCCUUCGGUACAGCUCCCAACUUGGAGGCCUUGGUGAACCGGAUAGUUCGUGCGGAUGUGGCCCUACCGGAGCACCUGAGUCACGACUACCCGGAAGCAUCACGCUGUACGCGCGCGAUGCUUCGCCAGCAACCCGACAGAAGGCCAACGGCACACUCCUUGCUGAAUCGUCCACGGCUUCAACCACCAGUGUAUGAAUUGCCUGGGAUGCACAUCGCGGAGUCGGUGUCGACACCUUCAACGCCACCCCCGACUGCACCGUCGGCUGCAAGCCCUGCAAGCAAGGCUUUCGAGCCGCCGGGGCGCGGCGCCAAUGCCGCCAAUGCUGCCAACGGCAUCAGCUCGCAGGCGGCCAAGCAAAAGCUUGUGGCGGCGCAGGUGGCAGCUGCUGCGGCCAAUGCUGCGGCCAAUGCAGUAAAAGCUGCCGCCUUGUCGCCGCGCACAAGGGGGCGGGCCAAGCUUGCAAACCAAAUUCUGGAAUCAGAGGACCACAGUGCCAUGAAAGUUCUCGAGGAGUGCACGGAUGCGGAGAGACUAUGUCCGCGUGCUGGACAAAAGGGAAUCAUCACUGACAUUCCGUUGUCAGGACGUGCUCGCCGCCAGGCCAGCGCUGGCUCCCAUGGCAGUUCCAGUCCCUCACACCCGAUGUACCCUGCUUCGCCAAGUGUGGCCGUCAGUGUGAUGAGCCCAGCACAGGGCUCCAGUGCUGGCCGAUCAGCCAACCCAUCGGAUGGGUCCAACGUUCGCUCCUGCUCCGGAGACAUCUACAGGCCCCGCCAGCCCCUCCCUGGCCAGCCAGUUGGACAGCAGCAGCCGCUGUCUGCAAGACAGAAGGUUCAUCACCCCUUCACGCGGCCACAGCCUCUGCAAAGGUCGCCGCGGAAGUCCAACCCAGCCCAAGUAGACCGAAUGGACUACGUCGGUUCUGGAAGUGGCGCUCUCACCGCCAGGAGUGGCUCAGCAACGCCCCGUUCUCCAGAUCCCGAGCCCGAGGACUCCAAGUUCAAGCAGCGGCGGGAGGAGCGCUGUCGGCAGAGUCAGGCCUUUCGAAAGUGGCUCCGCGAGCAGCGUGCCAAAGGUGGCAAAGAAAGCCCUAGCCCAGGCAGCCAAGGGGGCGACAUAUCUGAGCAGAGUCCUAUCCAGGAGGAGCCGUCUCCAAGCUUUGCCACAGAGUACUGCGAGGACUCGGAACAGACACCGGAUCGCUUGAAUGAGUCCCGGGAAGCGUCAUCUCCAAGCCCGAGCCAGCCUCUGGGCAGGGUGCAGAAGCCGAGACCUUCGCAGAGUCGGCAGGAAUGGAGGACAGAAAUUUAUUGUCCUGGAUUUCCAGUCAUGACUGUGGAGGAGCCCGCAACUGAACUUGACGAUUCCAGGAGGUCAUCGACAACGACUGGAACCAGGGCCAAGGAAGCGCCUCCGUUAUCAGAGUCCGACGAGACGCCUUGCGGGCCAGCGGAUCUCGGAGGGACGCCGUCCGACACCCCGUUGCAGGCAGCUCUGCGGCAACGCCCCACUCCGGAGCGGACUCUGCCAGCCAGGGAGGUUAAUGUGGGAGGCAAGGCCGAAGUUGCUUCUGCCCGGAAAGCGGCUGACACUCCAGAGGCGAAGCUGCAGGAGGAGCCGGCACCACUUCCGAAUGCCAAGUGCAUAUCGACCCUUGGAGGUCAUUCGCUGAAGAGUUGCGAGGCGCCCUGCGAUGAUCCUCCAGGUGUGCGGAAGUGCACGUUGGAUGAUUCGAAGAAGAGCGUCAGCAUCGGUGACCGGAUUGAGGGCAUCCGGGCCUGCUUGGAGGCACGGAUGGGAACGCAGCGCUUCCAGAAGCUGUACAAAAGCCUGACGAAAGAUGACUCCACCGUCAACAGUCUCUCCGGCAUCUCGGUUCCCUGGCCGAGAGAUUCUUCAAUGUUUCUUCCGGAGGACAUUGACGAGGCUUUCAGCGAAGCCACGACGGC